UUGAAGUUUGACAGUUAUCUUGUGUGUGUGACAUCGCCUUUCGAGAAAAUUUCGGAAACAAAAACGCGUGAAGGCAAACCAGUCAAAAAUCGGACGAAAAAUCGUCAAUCGUCGGUAGCAAAAGAAGUAAACGAGUGUGAAAAGUGGAUUUACCUCACCGUGGCACAGCACGGCACACAGUGAACAUUUCAAAAGACUGGAGAAGAAAGAUUCUAGUUGUAGUUGUCGCCAUUGCAAAUUCCGAGUAGCAAAAAAACGCGCUUGGGUGACCUCGGGCCCGAAGGAAAGUGCACUUCGAACGAAACGGCAAAGUGCGUCGCUGUUUCUCCUGGGUGUUGCAUCCUUCCCCUCGUCGGUAGCUGCAUCGCAGAUUAGAGCAGAAGUAAAUCGUCAAGAUAGUGUCGAUUUUGGUGCGUUUUUCGCUGGUGGCAAGGGAAGAAGAGAAAAACAGCAGGAAGAAAAAGAAGCAAGAGUAAAAUUUUCUGCAGCAGCUGUACUCACACAAACACAAACGUAGCAGGCAGCGCCAUUACACAAUACAUCGAAACAACCCAUCGUCGUGGGCCCCGUGGGUCGGCCGUGUGUGGAUUUUAAAUAAUACAAAGUAGCAAGGGAAGACGAACGAAGUGUUGUGUUGGUCUCCAGCUAGGGAAAAAAGUGCGUCGAGGUGUCAAUUUUAGUUUUGUCCGCCGAGGAAGGUCGUCGCAAUCAGAGAACGAUGCAUAUAAACAAUCCGGAUGCGUUGAAGACGUGGCUGACCGAGGUUCUGGAACCGCUGUGCGAUGCCGAUCCAGCAGCCCUGGCCCGAUAUGUGUUGGCAUUGUUGAAAAAAGACAAACCCGAAAAGGAACUGCGAGAUUGCAUGAAAGAACAGCUGGAUGUAUUUCUGGCCCACGAAACAGAACCAUUUUUGGAGCGAUUGUUCCGAGCGAUCAAAAGUGAGGAAUACAUCAAAAUAGUGCAAGCGAAAGAAGCGGCCGCUGCGGUGGCGGCGGCGGCUGUUGCGAGUGCUGCCGCGGCAGCAGCUGCUGCAGCAGCAGCAGCAGCAGCUCAACAAGAAAGUGUCCACCCCGCAACCCAGUCACAGUCUUCUUCCACUCCGGAGGAGACAACUACCAACAGCUCCAAGGUGCGCAUCAAACGAGAAUUCACUCCACCUCUGCAGGAAACCAACAGCAACGUUAAACCACCCAAAGAGUCAUCGGCGACCACUUUAGGAGAGAAAUCGUCUGUCACCUCCUCUAGCAGCAACAGCAAUAGUGCCGUGCAUGAAACUCCAUCUGAACUUCCCAGUAGUGCCAGUGGGGGAGCGAUUUCGGCACCUUUGGCCUCCAACAAUGUAGGUUCUAUCCAAACCGCAUCCGCUGCGGGAGGAAAAACUCCAGCAAAAAGCUCCAGUAGUAAGGAUGAGCAUAACAAAGACAGUCGCAACAGAGGUCGCCGGAUAUCGAACCGCUCUCGUUCACGGUCGCGGUCCCGGUCUCGAUCCUUCGAAAGAAACCGCGAAUCUCGUCGAUCUCGCUCCCGGGAUCGUGGUCCGCAGCGAGGGGAAUCCAACCGGGACAAGGUGAAUCGCCAGUAUCGUACCAACAAAUCGCCGGCAGGACGUGGUGGCGAAUCGUUCCGCCGAUACGACCGCAAGAACCAUGGCUACGAAAGCCGCCGCGGUGGUGGAGGAAGCGGUGGAAGUUCCGGAGCUAGUGGUGGCAACCGAAUGAUCAACAGAAGUCAAUCCGGGAGCCGAUCGCCUUCGCCGGUCGUCGAUCGUAGGAAGAUGGCGCGUUCGGAAUCGCCCGUUACUGCGACGGCACCGGCCAUUGUCCCUACACCUGCCCUGGAACCUAUUGUUGAGGCGGGGUCGUUGAAUGCGAAAAGACAGCGCUGUAGAGAUUUCGACGAGAAGGGCUACUGUAUGCGAGGUGAAACAUGUCCCUGGGAUCACGGCGUUGAUCCGGUUGUAUUAGAAGAUAUCAACAAUCCGGCAUUGAUUACGAUUCAAUCGGCGGCGCAGAUGCGAACGGGUCCAAUUCAUCCGGAGUACAGCCCAGAUGCUCCAGAAUUGUGGAACAGACCACCAAGUUUCCCACCAGGAAGACCCUCCAUAGCACAGAGGCUAGGAAACAUUGCCGGAGUUGCUGGAUUUGGACCACGCGGGGCGCUGACCGGGUCCUUCCGAGGUGUAGCUCCCGGGUUUCCCACCGGCUUUCCAGGAAAUCCAAUUGGCGCGACACCCCUGCAGAGGGAGCUGAUAUCUGUGCCAGUUGUAGAUGCCAACAAAGGAGGAGAUGUGUCGGCGCAACAACCAAAGCGUCGAUUUGAACCGGAAGAUGCCGUUGCUGUGGCAGACGCUCACUUAAAGAGAAAACUUCCAAUGAAUAACCGGUUGGGACCUAGGGUGGCCGGUCAUCCGGCAAACAAUGGUGGUAUUGUAAAUCCGCAGCAAAACUGUUCGCUAGAAUUGAGGAAGAUUCCAAGAGGACUCAAUGCCAUCGCUCAUUUGAAUAAUCACUUUUCCAAAUUUGGAAAGAUUGUCAACAUUCAAAUCAGCUACGAUGGAGAUCCGGAAGCAGCCAUUGUGACAUUCUCAACUCAUGCAGAAGCAAAUGUCGCCUAUCGUAGCACGGAGGCUGUUUUGAAUAAUCGUUUCAUCAAAGUAUUUUGGCACUCGUCGCCAGUCGGAGGGGAGCAGCCUGCGAUAACUCCGGGUGCCAAGACGGAACAUUCACUCCGUAGAACGUACCCGAAUCAGUACAGCAUCAACAACAACCUGAAUAUUACGCCAGUUGUCCCCACUCCAACGCCCGUAGCGCCAACGGUUUCCAAGGAGCCAGCAACUGCCAUCGUCGCGACCAGUUCCGCCGCAUCUUCCGUUGCUAGCGGUGGAGAAAAUGUAGCUCCUACCACGACUGUUGUAGCUACCCAUUUGACGAACACCGCUACCAAACUGGUCAAUACCAGCGCAGCUCCGAUCGUGACGGCCAACCAGCUGCGAAUGAAAAACGCAGCUAAAAUCAACCAUGCCAAGUCCGAUCUAAUGCGGAAGACGCAGGAAAUCAGCCAGGGUCUGCUUAAGCGGAAAUACGAUCUUCUGCAGCGCUACCUAAAGGAGCUGCGAACGCUGGUGAUGAUGGUGGAAAAGUUCGAAGCGCAUGAUCCCAGUCGGGCCAAGCUGCUGUCCUCCAUCAAGGAACUGGAAGGCAACAUCGACAAACUGAAGCAGGAAAUUGCUAGCGAUCAGCAUCAAAUCGCUCCCCAAGUGGUUCCGAAGCGUAAAACCAAGGAACAGCACGAAAAGGAAAUUCUGGACGCCGAGCUGGAACUGAUUGCUCAGGAACAGCGUGUUCAUCGAGUUCCUGGAACUGGAAAUGGGCCGAUCCCAGUCGCAGCUAAUACGGGAGGUCCAACUGGAAAACCACAGCUGUUUGGUCCGCAAGGUGCUCGAGCAGCUCGUUCAAUAAACCGUGUUGCUCCUCUGGGAUCGACCAGCGUGGACCGACGUCCAACGACGAUCGCCGUGACCGGAUUCUCGCUGGAGGACGCCGAUGCUCUUCUCGGACAUUUCAAGCAUUUCGGAGAGAUAACCAAACAUCAACUAGAGGAAGCUGUGCCAUCCCUGUCGAUAACCUAUUCGAUCCGUCAGAAUGCUGAAAAGGCGCUUGUCCGUGGGAAGAUGUUCCGUGACGUGACGCUCCAGAUCGGAUGGGCGGCGACCAAUGGCAAUAACAACGCGGCCCAAGCCGCAGCCCCAGUCGAAAAGUCGGAAAGCAAGGAGAAAUUUGCUCCGGUCGGAAAUGCGGCCGAUGCGGAAGUCUUGACAAAAGCGACAGGAAAAUUGGAUGAAGCAGCUGGUGAAACGGUCGUACCGGUCGUAGCUGCUGCGGAUACCAACUCGGCCACUUCGAUGGACACCUUGGCCGAAACCGCUUCCAUGGAGGAAGCAUCCGAGGUACAGAUGGCUGAAGAGGAAGAAGAGGAGGAAGACAUGGAAUCGGAGGAUCGUUCUUGGCGCCGUUGAUAAUCGCCGGAGUGGACCAUAAGCGGAACUAGAAAGCCAUCACCCCUAGGGAGAAGCAACAGCCGGAAGAGGAAAAUCAGCUUAAUGAAUUGAAAUAUCAACUUUUUUUAUUUCAUUUUUGUCCUUACCUUCUAAGUGGAUUUUGUUCUUUCCGAAUGUAGCAAGUAAGAAUUCUCCACUCUACACGCAAAAUGUUUUCUUUUUGUUAUUUACCUUUGUAGUCAAAUGUUUUGUAACGUUUGGAAUUGUUAGAGAUCUGUCGAGCGCGAAAUUUUGAUUCCCAAAGCAGCGAAGUCGUAGUAGAACGAGGAGUAUUUCCAACUGAAUUACAAGCAAUUAGAGUUAGAUUUUAUUGUUCAAAGACCUUAAAGUUUACAGUAUGAAACCCAUUUUUAAGCUGGUAGUCUACUAUUAAUUAAGUCGUUUGACUAAUCGUACAGAACCAAAAUUAUUGAUUAUGAAAGUUUUAUUUUGAUGGAAAAAGGGGCACGCAUCGAAGCGAAAUCUAGCGGCUUUCAAACAAACAAAACGAUGAUAGUUUUAGCGAGAAAAUCUAGUAAUUAACUAUAAACUAAUUAUGAAGCAAAUUCAAAUCUAUACAAAACCUAUAGAUACAAAAAGCUAUAAGAUGAUAACAGUAAUAAACAAUAAGUGUACAUACAGUGAUUUGUAAUCCUAGAAACCAACCUAAACGAAGGAAGGGAAACUAAUUUAAUAUAUUCAAACAACAAAAAACCAACAAACAAGCGAUUAGGACCUUGAAGAAAUUAUUUAAACAAUCGUCGUAGCGUGGAAGGAUUUCCCUGGACAAACGUUCAUCACACUAACGAACAGCCGCGACUACAUUGAGAGGUGGCAGUAAACCUUUUUGAGAGUGCUUGUGCCGCCUGUCGCAACCCCACCCCGCGGAUCGGACUCUGGACCAGUCAGCAGCAAGUUUCUUUUGUUUUCUUCUAUUUCUUGUAUUUCUUUACAGAUGAGAUAACUGUUCCCAGUGCGACGUUCGGACUCAGCAACCAUGAUUGAGCCAGAUUGUACCAGAGCCCCUUUAUGUAGCAUGUCCGUAGUUGAUAAGAACUUAUGAAAAAAAAAAAUGUUAUCAGUAAAUUUGUGGAAAUGUAAGAGAUAGGUCAAAUUGCUUAAAAGAUACAUUGCAAAACAGAAAAAAAUAACAAGGAACUCUGAUAAAAAAGAUGCCGAAAAAUACAAUGCAAAAAAAAAAUGAAAAGAAAACAAAGCAUGCAAAAGAUACUCAAAAAAUUCACAGAGUAAAAAAUGCACAGUCGGCACAACGUUUUGAGAAGGUUUACGAGUGAUAACUAAAAAAUAAAGUUGAUUUCAAAAGAUGAAAGAUUACGGUAAACUCGUACGCAGAGUUCAUGAUAGCUAUAACAUUAAAA
Molecule: messenger RNA, 5415 nt
Organism: Aedes albopictus (Asian tiger mosquito)
Lineage: Eukaryota; Metazoa; Arthropoda; Insecta; Diptera; Culicidae
Gene: swm
Product: zinc finger protein swm
Exons: 3
Coding region: 719-4015 (1098 amino acids)
Biological process (GO): mRNA processing
Cellular component (GO): nucleus
Molecular function (GO): RNA binding; metal ion binding
Source: RefSeq, a predicted model, not a curated record